GAUCUCUUCGAGUUUCUCCCCUUUCAGUUUCUCCUGUAAUUACAACCAUCGCUCUUCCUCACAAAAGUCUCUCGUAUCGGUUGAUGCUGUAACAAAGGAGAUUAACAAGCUAACUCUCCGAAUGCUCUGUCAAGGUCACGUGCUGCGCCGGGCAGAGAAGUUUGGAUACGUGCUACCUACGGAUGUCCAGGAGCAGGCUCUGUCAAUCCUGUUUUUUUGGUCGUGAUUGUAUACUCCAUUCUCAGACAGGUUCAGUGAAGACCCUCGCCUAUCUACUAUCGGUAUUCUCAGUUUUAAGCACUUAGAGGUUAAGUGAGCAAGCACUGAUUAUUGUUCCCACCGGGGAGCUUGGCAUGCGGGUAUAUACAUAUAUUUGUUUUUUUUAAUAUUAAUUUUAGUGAGAUACAACCACUGUUCGGACCAAAGUUUUUAUCUUUUGAUGAACUAUCCUGUCAAGUAAGGUUACAAAAGUUGCUCGUACUCUUGAUGCAAAAAGUGGGAAGCCUGAAGACAAACCUUGCACAGUUAUGGCUCUUCUUGACGGAGGAAUUUUGAGAAGGCACAAGAGUUGGUUGAAGGGACCCUAUUCUGGUGAAGAAGAUUGGGGCGGCAACUGCUCUUGAAGCUAGAGCAACAGGAAUUCCUUAUGUUUUUGCACCUUGUAUUGCGCUUUGCAGAGACCCGAGAUGGGGCCGUCGUUAUGAAAGCUACAGUGAAUAUCAUAAGAUCGUUCAGGCAAUGACCGAGAUCAUACCAGGAUCACAGGGAGAUAUCCUUAACAAUUCUCGCAAGGGUGUUCCUUUUCUUGCCGGCCAACGGAAGGUUGCAGCAUGUGCCAAGCACUUUGUAGGGGAUGGAGAAACAAACAAAGGCGUCCAUGAAAAUAAUACCAUCAUAAGCAGCCUGGGACUAUUCAGUAUCCAUAUGCCUGCCUACUAUAACUCAAUUAUUAAGGGUGUGGCAACUGUCAUGAUAGCUUACUCAAGCUGGAAUGGGGAUGCCUCACUUGUGCGUAUCAUGAAGAGUCGAAAAGUCCUAGGCCAGCAUCAGUUAUUGACGGAGUGUGUUGAGCAAAUAAACCACAUGUUUAAGAGGAAGAGCCCAGAAAAGGGUGGUCAAAAUAAUAAUGAUUGGUUUGCGCUUCUACAAGUGGAGGAAGAACAUUGUACAAACACAAAGCAAAGACAUCGUUAAAGCUUAUGAGCUGUUCUGGGAAAGAAGAAAAAGGCAAGCCAAUGUAACGGAGUGCUAUGCUUCGAUAUCCCACCAUAUUUCUGACGACAACACAACUCAAGAAAAAUUAUGAUUAUUAAACAUAGAGUGAAAGAAGUGUGGGGGUAUGGUGGGCAUUUUAAAAUUUUUACAUUUGGUGUAAUUUCUACACCGUUUUGGUGUUGUAUUGGAGCAAGUUUUACUUCAAAAAUGAUAUCAUUUUAGUGUUUUGAUAUUACAUUGAAGAUGCUCUUAAUAACAUUCGAAAUUUUUCUAGAA
Molecule: messenger RNA, 1491 nt
Organism: Daucus carota subsp. sativus
Lineage: Eukaryota; Viridiplantae; Streptophyta; Magnoliopsida; Apiales; Apiaceae
Exons: 7
Coding region: 739-1194 (151 amino acids)
Biological process (GO): glucan catabolic process
Molecular function (GO): beta-glucosidase activity
Source: RefSeq, a predicted model, not a curated record